Messenger RNA from Annulohypoxylon maeteangense, 1316 nucleotides. Its product is annotated as Metallo-hydrolase/oxidoreductase. The transcript has a single exon. Lineage: Eukaryota; Fungi; Ascomycota; Sordariomycetes; Xylariales; Hypoxylaceae. The coding region runs from base 127 to 1077 and encodes 316 amino acids. The record is from RefSeq and is a predicted model, not a curated record.
GUGAAAUUCGAUGUGUAGGUAAAUCAUUAGUUUAAAUUUCCUAGUGACUCUUCAAGACUUGGAAAUGGAAAUCCAAUUUCAUCCAUACCUCCCACAUAGAAUCACAACAUAUAAACACCCAUCAUCAUGUAUCUCCUCCAUAGCCAGAUUAAGAAGAUAUGGAGCCUCCUCUUCACAUUCCUCCCACUCAGCACAGCACUAUCCCAACUAAGAGCCGACCUCUACAACGCCGCCCCCAUCCCCACCAACGCAACACUCCCAGACGGCACAGUAGGAUUCUGGCAACCAACCGUAGUAACCCUAAUAUCAGGCGCCUCCGAAGCCGUGCUAAUCGACACCCUGUUCACCUCCGCCCAAGCCAUCGCCCUAGCCGACUGGAUCGAGGAAACAAUCCCCAACAAGCGCCUAACCACAAUCUACAUAACCCACGGGCACGGGGACCACUGGUUCAAUAGCGCAUACCUGCAAACGCGCUUCCCAGGGGUCCAAAUCGUAUCAACACAAGCCUCAAUAACGCACAUGUCCACGCAACUAACCAGCGAAUUCCGCACCUUCUGGAGCACCCUCUUCCCCUCGCAAAUCCCACCCUCCUCAUACCAAAUCCUCGCACAACCCCUUCAAGACAAUAAAUUCACCCUCGAAGGCCACGUCCUCGAAGCCGUGGACGUAGGACACUCCGACACCGACGAAACGACAUUCCUGCACAUCCCGUCGCUGGGAAUGGUCGUCGCGGGGGAUAUCGUGUAUAACGACGUACACAUGUGGAUGACGGAAUCGCCGACGCAAGCACAGCGGGACGCGUGGGUGAGGUCUUUGGAUAAAGUUUCCUCCGUCAACCCAGCGAUUGUGAUCGGAUCGCACCAUAGACCUGGGGGUGUGGACGGCGCGUUUAAUAUCGCGGCGUCGCAGACGUAUAUCCGGACGUUUGGGAAAUUGCGGGAAGUGGCGACCAGUGCGGAGGAUUUGUAUGCGAAGGUUUUGGAGGCGUAUCCAAAUCGGAUUGGGAAGUUGGUGUUGUGGUUGGGGUGUCAGGCGCAGUUUCCGUCGGAGGAUCGUUCGGGACGGGAUGAGUUGUGAAAACUCGUGAUCCGAGAGAAUUUUGAGGGGUUGGUCGGUGAUUUCUGGGAUCAGUUCUACAAUCGUAGGAUUUGGGGCUGGGGCAAUAUAAACUCCAAGAUAUUAAUAUAAGGAAAAAGAGUUCGCUUUUUUCAUAAGUUAGAUGGAGAGGGUAGUUAGCGGGAUUCUCGGCGUCAAUAAGUUAGGGGCAUCAAUCAAUUGAAUACCAAUCACUAAUAUUCCAAUCCGAGCACGUACGU